UGUCCAACUUACCAAAAAACACAAAAAUAAUUACACAUGAAAUUGAACAAAUAUUGGGUGAUCUUGCAAUCGGUGUACUUGUAACCAAAAUGCGUUAUUUCAAAUUUCCCAUGCUCCUUUUGUCUCUCUGGUUAAUUACCUUGCUUAGCCUUACCAAAACUGAAUCAGCACCCACUUACAGCGCUCACUUUUGCUCAAACUCAACAUUCUUCAUCGCUAACAGUACCUACCAAACCAACCUCAACCUCGUCCUCUCUUCUCUUAACUCAAACGCCACAAACAACAACAAUAAUGGAUUCUACAACGCCUCAGCUGGAGACAACCCAGCUGACGACGUGGUCUCUGGUCUCUUCCUUUGUCGUGGCGACGUCAACACGGCCGUCUGUCAAGACUGCGUCGCCACUGCAAGCAAACACAUGUUGCGGCGAUGCCCUCUAGACAAAGUCGCUAUAAUAUGGUACGAAGAGUGCCUUUUACGUUACUCUAACAAAUCCAUCUUCGCUACCAUCAACGAAGUCCCUCAAAUAUUCUUGAGUAGUACGCAGAAUAUCACAGGGGCAGAGAAUGAUCGGUUUAACGAUGUGUUGGCCAAAGCGAUGAAUUCUUUGGCGACGAGAGCGUCGAACUCUGAUUCGGGAAGGAAGUUUGCGACGGAGGAAGAUGAAUUCACGAGUUUAAAGUCGCUGUACAGUCUUGGUCAGUGCACGCCGGACUUGACUGUCUCUGAUUGCUCUAGGUGUUUUCAAAGUGCCAUAGGAGCUCUUCCUACGUGUUGUAAUGGAAAACAAGGUGGAAGAGUUCUGCUCCCAAGUUGUAAUAUUAGAUAUGAACUGUACCCAUUUUACAACAUCACAUCUGCUUCGCCUAUAGUUCCUCCUCUUACUCCUGCAGGAGAAAACAAAAUGUCAUCGCUAACAAUUUUGGUCGCCAUUGCUAUCCCAAUUGCUGUUUCUGUGGUUCUUUUCUUCAUUGGCUGUUGCUUCCUUCGUAGGAGAGCAAGCAAGAAGUUCAAUACUUUACCGGAGGAAAAUGGUGAAGUCGAAAUUCCAGAUGUAGAGUUCUUGCAAUUUGGCUUGGAUACAAUUGAAGCUGCCACAAACAAGUUCUCAGAUGAUAAUAAGAUAGGUGAAGGAGGAUUUGGUGCCGUUUACAAGGGUACCCUUCCCAAUGGAGAACAAAUAGCUGUGAAAAGAUUAUCUGUAAGAUCUGGGCAGGGUGCAGUAGAAUUUAAGAAUGAAGUUGUAUUGGUAGCCAAACUUCAACACAGAAAUCUAGUGAGACUAUUAGGAUUUUGUUUGGAAGGAGAAGAUAAGUUGCUCAUUUAUGAAUAUGUGCCCAACAAAAGCCUUGAUCACUUAUUAUUUGAGCCAGCGAAGCAAGGAGAAUUGAAUUGGUCAAAGCGUUACAAGAUUAUAGAAGGAAUUGCUCGAGGGAUUCUUUAUCUUCAUGAAGAUUCUCGACUUAGAAUUAUUCAUCGUGAUGUCAAAGCUAGCAAUGUUUUGUUAGAUCACAAUAUGAACUCAAAAAUUUCAGAUUUUGGCAUGGCAAGGAUAUUUGUAGAAGACCAAACUCAAGCAAAUACAAAUAGAAUUGUUGGAACAUUUGGUUAUAUGUCUCCGGAGUAUGCUAUGCAUGGAAGAUAUUCUGUGAAGUCCGAUGUGUUUAGCUUUGGAGUCUUGAUUCUAGAGAUUAUAAGUGGAAAAAAGAAUACCCAUUUCUAUCAAUCAGAACUUUCUGAGGACCUCUUGAGUUAUGCUUGGAAAGAAUGGAGGAAUGGAACGCCCUUGGAAUUGUUGGAUCCCUCUCUGAGAAAUUCUUUUUCUAGAAAUGAAGUUAUUAGGUGCAUCCAUAUUGGCUUAUUGUGCAUUCAAGAAAAUCCUGCAAAUCGACCAACAAUGGCAACAAUAGGUCUCAUGCUUAACAGUUAUUCUGUUACGCUACCAUUACCUCAGCAGCCAUCAUUUUUGCAUCGAAGCAGAGCAAAUCUAAACAAGCCAAUGACGGAGCUUGAGUCUGGUCAACAUAAAAGCCAAUCAUGAAUGGUCUGUUAAUGAAGCAUCAUUCACUGAAAUAUAUCCUUGAUAGUUUGACUAGACAAGGUGCUUUCCAAAAUCAGUAGAUAUUAGUAAGUGGCGGAACUUCUAUUCUAGCACUCAGAUAGCCCUUGUUUAUGGAUUGAAAACUGUAAACAAUCGUAAAUAUAAGUUCCCUGUCAUUUAGAUCUGACAUUAGUACAAUAUCGAUGUUGUGUGUCAA
Quercus robur (English oak) is the source of this 2256-nucleotide messenger RNA. RefSeq names its product cysteine-rich receptor-like protein kinase 25. Lineage: Eukaryota; Viridiplantae; Streptophyta; Magnoliopsida; Fagales; Fagaceae. Bases 90 to 2039 code for a protein of 649 amino acids. The transcript is spliced from 7 exons. Gene Ontology annotation, molecular function: ATP binding; protein kinase activity. The record is from RefSeq and is a predicted model, not a curated record. Gene Ontology annotation, biological process: protein phosphorylation.